AUGUGUAUUCUACCAUCCAGUUUCACAGGAAGUCCAAGAUACAUGCAUGAACGGACCCAAGAUGCCAUGACCUAUGUGAGGACUUAUGGGAAACCUUAUCUUUUAAUAACGUUUACAUGUAAUCCUACUUGGAAAGAGAUAAAAGAAGAACUCUUCCAUGGCCAGUCUGCGAAAGAUCGUCCAGAUCUGGUAGCAAGAGUAUUUCGACAAAAAAUAAUUAAGAUGAUGAAUCUUAUAAAAAAAUGUAUGAUCUUUGGCUCAAUACGUUGCGAUAAGUAUACGAUAGAGUGGCAAAAACGAGGCCUACCUCAUGCGCAUAUACUAUUGUGGCUUAACAACACAAUACAUUCUAACCAAAUUGACUUAAUUAUUUCUGCGGAACUGCCAGAUCCCAAUACCGAUCCAGUUCUAUUUCAUAUCAUUAAGAAAACUAUGGUACAUGGGCCAUGCGGAAAUUUUAAUGUCAAUUCUCCAUGUAUGGUAAACGGCAAAUGUAUCAAGAGAUAUCCGAGACUGUUUGGAAAUAAAACGCAAACUGGAAUAGAUGGUUAUCCACUUUAUGUACAAAAGGAGAAAACUAGGGCAUGGUGGAGUGUCUACGAAAAUCAAAGUCAACAAUGGUAUCGAGGUUGA
Messenger RNA from Rhagoletis zephyria (snowberry fruit fly), 633 nucleotides. RefSeq lists its product as uncharacterized. NCBI's taxonomy places the organism in Eukaryota, Metazoa, Arthropoda, Insecta, Diptera, Tephritidae. The record is from RefSeq and is a predicted model, not a curated record.